UGCAUCCACAGGGACCUGGCAGCCAGGAACGUCCUGGUGACCGAGGACAAUGUGAUGAAGAUCGCUGACUUUGGGCUGGCCCGGGAUAUCCACCACAUCGAUUACUACAAGAAGACGACGAACGGUCGCCUGCCCGUGAAGUGGAUGGCUCCCGAGGCUCUGUUCGACCGAAUCUACACCCACCAGAGUGAUGUGUGGUCCUUUGGGGUGCUGCUGUGGGAGAUCUUCACGCUGGGAGGGUCCCCCUACCCCGGUGUGCCUGUGGAGGAGCUCUUCAAGCUGCUGAAGGAAGGCCACAGGAUGGACAAGCCCAGCAACUGCACCAACGAGCUGUACAUGAUGAUGAGGGAUUGCUGGCACGCCGUCCCCUCRCAGAGACCAACCUUCAAGCAGCUGGUGGAGGACCUGGACAGGAUCGUGGCCAUGACCUCCAAYCAGGAGUACCUGGACCUGUCGGUGCCUCUGGAUCAGUACUCGCCCGCCUUCCCGGCCACGCGCAGCUCCACCUGCUCCUCGGGGGAGGACUCGGUGUUCGCCCACGACCCCCUCCCCGACGAGCCGUGCCUUCCCAAACUGCCCCCGCAGCACAGCAACGGCGGGCUGAAACGGCACUGAGUGGCACUGCUGGCUGCCACCGUGUGCCAGCAGGGUGACACUGCUGGGUGCCACCGUGCGGUGACACUGCUGGGUGCCACCAUGUGCCAUCAGGGUGCCACGGUGUGCCAUCAGGGUGACACUGCCUGUGCCGUGCUGUGCCACACUGUGCCAUGUGAGUGGACACUGCCCAAGGUGCCACACUGUGCCAUGUGAGUGGACACUGCCCAAGGUGCCAUGUCACACCGUGCCAUGUGAGUGGACACUGCCCAAGGUGCCAUGUCACACCGUGCCAUGUGAGUGGACACUGCCCAGGGUGCCAUGUCACACUGUGCCAUGUGAGUGGACACUGCCCAAGGUGCCAUGUCACACCGUGCCAUGUGAGUGGACACUGCCCAGGGUGCCAUGUCACACUGUGCCAUGUGAGUGGACACUGCCCAAGGUGCCAUGUCACACCGUGCCAUGUGAGUGGACACUGCCCAGGGUGCCAUGUCACACUGUGCCAUGUGAGUGGACACUGCCCAAGGUGCCAUGUCACACCGUGCCAUGUGAGUGGACACUGCCCAGGGUGUCACACCGUGCCAUGUGAGUGGACACUGCCCAGGGUGCCAUGUCACACCGUGCCAUGUGAGUGGACACUGCCCAAGGUGCCAUGUCACACCGUGCCAUGUGAGUGGACACUGCCCAGGGUGUCACACCGUGCCAUGUGAGUGGACACUGCCCAGGGUGCCAUGCCAUGCUGUGUCACACUGUGCCAUGUGAGUGGACACUGCCCAAGGUGCCACACCGUGCCAUGUGAGUGGACACUGCCUGCACAGCGUGGUGGUGCUGAGCUGUUGCAGAAAGGGUUCAGAGGCACCCACAGCAUCUCACAUAACCAAAACCACCCACCUCCUGCCAGCUUCUCCUGCCACCUCGUGCCAGCUCUCCGCAGCCCAAAGGGUUCAGCUCCGGUGUUUUUAUGGCGUCUCCUCCGUUGGUUUUURAAUCUCUUUUCCAUGAAUUCUGUGCUUGAGUGUUCCCACUUGGCUGAGCUGCAAUCCUGUCCCGUGGGCAGGGCAGGGCCAGGAGCCAGCCUGGCAUCCCGGGCUGGCACAGAGAGCCAUUCUGCCAUCUGGAGAAUGUGCCAAGGCAGGAGCAGCCCUGGGCUCCUGCAGCUGCUGCCUCGGGGCUCCCUCGGUGCCCGGGAUGAUCCGGGGCUGCUCCUGCAGCUGAGAGGAGCCAAACCCACCCGUGCUAAACCCAGAGUCCCGUGUACAUAACAAAAAAAUAUGUAUAAAUAUGAAUAUAUAUUUACAUGGCUUUUUAAAAGGGUUGUUACCAGAGAUAUACCAGUUUGGUAGGAAGGUACUAGUGGCUGGUAGAUAUCAGUUGCUAUAAAAAAGAAUUCAUAUAUUUUGCUACUUUUGCUGUUUUUAUUUUUUUAAAUUAUGUUCUAAACCUAUUUCAGUUUAGGUCCUUCGAUAAGAAUUGCUGCUGCUGCUUCAGUUUUAUAUGGGGUUGUAUUAAACAAUAAUAAUAAUGUGUCGAUGCCUUUUGGGAAUCCAUUGUCAUUACGUGCCUGGCUUUACCCCGGCCCCACGUUCCUCCCGUUCCCUCCCGGGGCUCUGGCGGGGCUGGGACCGGGGCGGGGAUGGGGCUGGGCAGGGAUGGGGCCGGGCAGGGAUGGGGCCGGUGGGUGCUGCCCUUGGGGAGGAGCAGGGGGAGAACGGGUCAGCCCUGGCCCGGAGCGGUGCCUUGGUCCCGGCCCGGUUUGGCUCCAGCCCGGUUCGGCUCCGUCCCAGCCCAUCCCGGCUCGGUCCCAGCCCGGCUCAGUCUCAGCCCGGUUCGGUCCCAUCCCGGCUCGGUCCCAGCCCGGCUC
Malurus melanocephalus (red-backed fairy wren) is the source of this 2455-nucleotide messenger RNA. Its product is annotated as fibroblast growth factor receptor 1-like. The annotation marks the transcript as partial. The record is from RefSeq and is a predicted model, not a curated record. The transcript has 6 exons. Gene Ontology annotation, molecular function: fibroblast growth factor receptor activity; ATP binding; fibroblast growth factor binding. Gene Ontology annotation, biological process: multicellular organism development; positive regulation of kinase activity; protein phosphorylation. NCBI's taxonomy places the organism in Eukaryota, Metazoa, Chordata, Aves, Passeriformes, Maluridae. Gene Ontology annotation, cellular component: signaling receptor complex.